CUAUUUCAUGGCAUCCUUGCAUUGUCCUAACACAGAACUCACAUGGAACCCAUAAUCAAAUCAUUAACGAAUCGUUUUUAUCUUGUCUUCUUCUCUCUCUUAUCGCUGCCUCGUUGUCUAACCAUAAAAAAAAAAUGAUAUGAAAUAAAAUGUGUUAAUCAUGCAUCAAUCAAUCAAUCAAACAACCAAACAACCAAAUCAUUGCAUAACAAUCACAAUGUGAACAGGGCAACAAUAAGAACAUUUUGGUAAAGAAGGUUUUCAUUUUGAAAGGCGGUAAUAAUACGUAAUGAUGAGCCAACGAUAUGACCAGCGGCCCUGGAGGAGGUGGAGGAGGAUCCGGGGGCGGUGGGCAGCCAGCGCAACAGCAACAACAUAAAUGCAACAACAAUAACAGCAGCAGCAGCAGCAGCGGCGGCAACAGCGCGGCAGCAACAGCAACAGUGAACAGCAGCAAUACUCAGACGACAGCAGCGGCAGCAGCAACAACAACUGCAACUGCAACUGGUGGAACCCUGCAGCGACGUGUGUUGCGCGGACAUGCGGCGCAAACAACCAGCGGGGAGAGAGUGUUGCUCAUUAACUAUGUGCCACAAUCGGGAACAGCAGGAACAACAUCGACAACUUCCACAGUCAGCACAUCAACACAGUUGCCCACACGCAAGAUACUCCAGGCCAGAGCCACGGCGACAGCAGCAGCAACAGCAGCAGCAGCUACAACAACAUCAGCAGCAGGAACAGCAGUAGGAGCGGGCACAGCAGCAGCAGCAACAACAAGUGUUGCUGCAACAGGCGAUGCCAUCACAACACCAACAGUCUCCUUUGCUGGCCUCGGCUCUGAGGUGACAGUCACACUGACGCGCACAAAUCAACGUGCCAGCGUCACAAAUGUCACAGCCGCCGGUCAUAUUGUUAGGAAUCAACAACAGACAGUUUAUCAGACGACGAACACAGCGACAUCAAGCGGAUCAACGAGCACAACACCAAUGCAUGAGACAGUGCAACAUAUUGCGACACCAACAACACCGCCACCAUUGCGUUGGCAGCAGCAACAACAGCACGAAUAUCAACAUGAACAUCAUCUGGUGGAACAAGAACACAUUAUCAUUGAUCAUCAUCAGCAAUCCGAUGCAGAUGAUCAGUUAAUCGAAUACGAUGGCAGCGAGGGUGUUGUUAUCGAGGAUCAUCAGCAGCAGCAUCAGCAUCAACAACAUCAUCAUCACCAUCAGCAACAGCAACAGCAACAACAUCAUCUGCAUCAUCAUCAACUAGAGCUGCAAGAGGAUCUGCAGGAUCACGAUCCAGAGCAGCAACAGCAUCAUGAUGUUGUGCAGGAGGUAUAUUUGCAGUAAAACAGUGUUAUAUAAUUUUAUAUAUUAUAUAUAUUAUAAACCGAUGCAUAUUAGCUCUAAGUAUACGUAGUAUAAGCUAAGGUUUUGAGUCUUCAUUUGAUUCUACAUAGAAUGCCUAUUAUUCACUUUAACCAAGUUUACUCAAAUUAUUUGUUAAUUCAACUUUUUAAGUUGACUUUUGUCGAAGCUUUAGCUCACACACGCUGCACACGUACGCUGAAGCUUUGCAAGCUCAAAGCACAGUGGAGUGUGCAGAGUUUUUUAGGCAAAACUUCACCAAUACAUGUACAUUUACCAAUAGAAAUACUUUGUAUGUAUUUAUUUCUUAAAAGUCUAAAUUGUAUUGUAUAUAAACGUAGAAACAAGAAAUAUAUCUAAUAUUAAGUG
This is a messenger RNA of Drosophila innubila, 1739 nucleotides long. Its product is annotated as mucin-5AC. NCBI's taxonomy places the organism in Eukaryota, Metazoa, Arthropoda, Insecta, Diptera, Drosophilidae. The transcript has 2 exons. The record is from RefSeq and is a predicted model, not a curated record. The coding region runs from base 306 to 1352 and encodes 348 amino acids.